UCAAUCGUCUCUCUCCUUCCUGAUCACCCCCCAUUUUGCCACGAUGCCACCCCCGUCCAGUCAUAAAGGGGACAUCGAGCCCCCCGAGGAGAUCACUUCCGAGGCGGUGCGCGGGUUUCUGACGGGGGCGUUCCGGUUCGGCUCCGUUUCGAUCCUCGCCCAUAUGAUCAUGAUCCUGCCGCAUCCCUUCAAGUUCUCUCCGUCGGCGACGCCACCGGCGCCAUCCGCUAGUCCCUCGUCGCAUCGCCCGUCCCCUUUCUCCAAGGAAUUCCUGCAGAACCGACUCUUCCACCGUCCUCUCGAGGGGUUCUCGGACUGGCUGUCCCCGGCCUCGCGCGUCUACCGCGGGUUGACGCCGCAGUUCAAGGUGUUCCUCCAGAUUGCGGCCAUGACGCUGGGCGGGUGCAUCUGGGCGGAGAGGCGCGUCAACGACUACAUCAACCUGAUCCGCAAGGUCAAGCGGGCGGAACGAGUGCAGGCGGAGCGAGCAUCGAUCUCCAAGGAAUAAGAAUAGGAAUAGGAAUCAGAAUCGGAAUCGGAACCACUGGGACGGUCGGGAUGGUCCGUAGUACGGUAGGACGGUAGGAAGUUAGGAAGUUCAACCUCGGUAGGAGGCACGACUGUAAAUUUGCCAGGCGCAAAAACAAGGCCAUUGGACGAUGAAACUGCGAUGUUUAUUUUUAAAGGACGAGGCUUAGUUUGUUUCACGGCUCCGAUCGGG
Aspergillus steynii IBT 23096 is the source of this 721-nucleotide messenger RNA. RefSeq lists its product as uncharacterized. The record is from RefSeq and is a predicted model, not a curated record. Bases 44 to 508 code for a protein of 154 amino acids. NCBI's taxonomy places the organism in Eukaryota, Fungi, Ascomycota, Eurotiomycetes, Eurotiales, Aspergillaceae. The transcript is spliced from 2 exons.